AGAACCAGGCAGGAGAUCUGGGCGUUUAGGUCCAAACUUCGGCGGCGGGCGACAGGUAGCAGAGACUCCAGAGAAGCAUGGCUCGGUGUAAUGUUUGCGUGGUGGCCCUGGCGGCUGUGUUGCUGCUAGUUUUUGCCAUUGUCUCCAGAUCCAAUGGCCUGAAGGGCAGGGAGUUUCAGGGGGCGUCGCGAAUACCUUCUGAGUUCAGCGAAGAGGAGCUCGUCGCUAUGAAAGAGGCGCUGAAAGGUGCUAUCCAGAUUCCCACAGUGUCUUUCAGCCAUGAAGAAUCCAACUUCACAGCCCUGGCUGAGUUUGGAGAAUACAUACAUAAAGUCUUUCCUGCAGUAUUCAACACCAGCUUUAUCCGGCAUGAAGUUGUGGGAAACUACAGCCACUUGUUUACUAUCCAAGGCUCAGAGCCCAGCCUGCAGCCCUACAUGCUGAUGGCUCACUUUGACGUGGUGCCUGCCCAUGAAGAGGGCUGGGAGGUGCCCCCCUUCUCAGGGCUUGAGCGUGAUGGCUUCAUCCAUGGUCGGGGGACACUGGACAACAAGAACUCUGUGAUGGCAAUCCUUCAGGCCUUGGAACUUCUACUGACCAGGAACUACAAGCCUCGAAGAUCUUUCUUCAUUACUCUGGGCCAUGAUGAGGAGGUGUCAGGAACAAAUGGGGCUCAAAAGAUGUCAGCACUGCUACAGGCCAGGGGUGUCCAGCUAGCCUUCAUUGUGGACGAGUGUGGCUUCAUCUUGGAUGGAUUCAUUCCCAAUCUCCAAAAGCCCUUUGCCAUGAUUUCCAUCUCAGAGAAGGGUGCAAUUGACCUCAUGCUGCAAGUGAACAUGACUCCAGGCCACUCUUCAGUACCGCCAAAGGAGACAAGCAUUGGCAUCCUCUCAGCCGCUCUCAGCAGACUGGAGCAGACGCCAAUGCCAAACAUGUUUAAAAGUGGACUGUUGAAGACGACAUUGCAGCAACUGGCAAGCGAGUUUUCCUUUCCUACCAAUAUAGUCUUGAGCAACCUGUGGUUGUUUGGGCCCCUUGUAAGCAGGAUAUUGGAGAGAAAUGACGUGACCAAUGCGCUGAUCAGGACCACCACAGCGCUUACCAUGUAUAAUGCAGGGGUCAAGGUGAACGUCAUCCCCCCGGUGGCCAAAGCCACAGUCAACAUCCGGAUUCACCCUGCACAGACAGUUGUGGAGGUCCUGGAACUCAUCAAGAACAUUGUGGCUGAUGACCGAGUCCAGUUCCACGUGUUGAGAGCCUUUGACCCCCUACCCAUCAGCCCCAUUAAUGACCAGGCCUUGGGCUACCAGAUGCUCCACCAGACCAUACAGUCUGUCUUCCCAGAAGUCAAUAUUGUUACUCCAGGUACUUGUAUUGGCAACACAGACAGCCGACACUACACCAACCUCACCACUGGCAUCUAUCUGUUCAACCCUGUCUACCUUCAGCUUCAGGACUUCAGAAGCAUCCAUGGAAUCAAUGAGAAAAUCUCUGUCCAAGGCUACCAGACUCAGGUGAAAUUCAUCUUUGAGUUGAUCCAGAAUUCUGACACUGACAGGAAGCCCGUUCCUCACCUGCAUGAACUGUGAAGUCGAGGAGCCAGCAGGGGUAGGGGUGCCUUACAUGGGGCCCACACAAAACUAAGGGCCUAGACAAAGCCAAGGUUGAUGAGAGUUGUGGUCAAAACCACAUUGUAAUACAUGGCUCAUCUCACCCACUCCUCACCACAACUCACUGAAGACAGGGCCAGGAGUAAGGGAAGGUCAGCAGAAAUCUGGCUUUUCUUUUCCUCCCAACAUUUGCAUCCAUAAGCUGACUGGCAUUUACUGCCUUCUUGUCCCUCCUAUCUUGGAAGGGACGGGACCCCUCUGAUUUCUGCUGGUUAUUUGACUGCUCUACCUCCAGGCCUGAUUUAACAAAUACCAGUUUGAAAAAUCUCCACCCGGUUUUACCUGAUAGAAGUGAAAAUCUAGGGUACUUUUGCUGGACUGCCUUCUCCAAAGCUCAUGAUGUAUCUCUUCUUGCCAGAACCUCCUUUCCCCUGUCAUUCUCUCUCUUCUCGAACUCACAAGCUGCCUCUUCGUCUCUCCUCUUUUGCCUCUGCAUCUCUCCCUCUACUCUCCGAUUUAUUCUACAUCUGGAAUAGGACUUAGUCAAACUGAUGCUACCAUAAUUGCCACCAAUGAUCAAAUAAAAAGAUCUGUGCAGCACCAACUGAACACUGAGGGGUAAACCUGAGGUGAGGACUCUGGGGGACCCCACACCUCCUGUCUCUGAAGGCUGGGCCCUGGAGAAGAAAGCUUCUGUCCUUGGGUUCCUCCCAAGGGCUCUCUGGGCUUUGCUCCCUCUCCUGCCCUGUUCUUGCCACCUGCUGCUGCUGUCCCACCCCAGGAGGCACUAAUCUGUAGAAACAUUUCCCUGGCACAUCUAUGGGCUAAGCUUCCCAGGGAAGGGCACUCAUGACCCAGCCUCUCAGUGGAUCUUAGCACCGGCAGACCUUGGCCCUGGCCUGGUCUGGUUCAGACUGAUCAAGGGGAAGUGGAGGGCAUGAGGAAGGAGGAGGAGGGGGAGACUGGUUUGAGGGGCUCUGCCCUGGGCCAGUGGGGUACAAAGAGGCAGGCACAAGAUAGUCUCCAUUAGGUGACAGCAAAGCUCCUGUCUUUUUUUUUUUUUUUCCUGGACUCCAUUCCUGAGCAUAUUUGAAUCUGCUCAGUAGCUGCCAGGUGGGGGGCAUUGGAAAGAGCAUUUCUUGGCUCAAGUCCAGGAGCUGUGCUUUGUGGAUCACAAGGGAGUCAGGGUCACAGAGGGAGACACAGAGAACUGGGACUUGAGAGACUCCCUCUCUUUUUCCCUCACCAGGCAAGGACCUUCCUUGCUUUUCCUGGGGUUUGAUUGCAAUGGGUUCCUUUGCCCUCUCCUCGUAACCCGCUGAGUGCCCCCCACCCCCAACUCCUUACCUCCCUUCCGUGGAUGUAAGCUGCUCCUUGGAGCUUGGUCUUAAUUGUUAGUGUUAGAAACACAAGUGGGGAUUAUUCCGGCUUUUUUGCUGCUCCUGCUAAGAUUCACAUUCCUUCCCUAGCCCUCCCUUUUUUUGGCCAAUUCAGUACUUAUUCAGCCUUUGUUAGAGGGCAAACUGAAGAACAAAAAUAAUCCUUCACAUUUGUGCAGAGCUAUACAAAGUAGUUCCAUGGACCUCAAUUAUCUCUGCAGAGCCCCACAAGAACCCCAGGAAGAAGGUAAUGCUACCCCUCUCACAGGGGACAAAUUGAUCUUCAGAGUGGUUACACAUCGAGCUGGGGGCAAUCAGCUCAAACCAACAUGGCUUGGUUCCAAGCUCACUGUUCCCCCAAGAUCCCAAGUCACCAAGGGAAUCUACUUCCCAUGGCUUCUUUUGUUUAAUCCUCACAACCACUGCUGUGGCUUGAGUGUCUCCUCAUUCUUCAUGUGUUGGAAACUUAAUCCCCAAAGUCACAUGCGAAUGGUAUUAAGAGAGUGGAAAAUUAAUCAGACUCUGGUCUUUAAAGGUGGGGACCUUAGAAGGUGAUUAGGAUGAAAGUCAUCAGAGUGGAGUCCCAUGAUUGUUUUACUGGUGGCUUUUUGGGAUUUGAGGAGAUCAAUAUGUUUAUCCUGAUUUAAACAUUACACAUGUACAUAAGUAUCGAAAUAUCACAUGGCACCUCAUUUAAAAAGAAAGAGACCAGAAGGUAUGGAAAAAUGCCUUUGUGGGCUCCAUCUCUGUACUCUGCCAACAAGAAGGUCCUCAGCAGAGAGCCAACUAACUCAUACCCUCCCUUGUCCCACUCACUCUUGAACUCCAGAACCUUGAGUCAAAAUAAACCUCCUUUCUUUAGAACUCA
This is a messenger RNA of Marmota monax (woodchuck), 3857 nucleotides long. RefSeq names its product peptidase M20 domain containing 1 (gene Pm20d1). The record is from RefSeq and is a predicted model, not a curated record. Gene Ontology annotation, molecular function: hydrolase activity, acting on carbon-nitrogen (but not peptide) bonds, in linear amides. Lineage: Eukaryota; Metazoa; Chordata; Mammalia; Rodentia; Sciuridae. Gene Ontology annotation, biological process: amino acid metabolic process. Bases 78 to 1589 code for a protein of 503 amino acids. The transcript is spliced from 13 exons.